UUCUACAGCAAAUGCAGAUCAGCGAGCAAAGGCAGUCUCCCAGUUUGCUCCCAGAAUUUGCACUCGUACGUGUUUGACUUUGAAGAGAAACCUCGUGGAGGAAUAUCAUAGCUUUGGUCGUUUUUGAAGCACAUCUUUAACAAAAAAAGAAAGAAAGAAAAGGUGUCCUUUAGCACCAAAAGCAUCACAUCUCUGAAGAGGCGAGAAGACCAGAUACAGAAAGAAACAGUGAUUUUUUUUUGUUGCUCUAACCAAGAGCUGUUUUUCUCACUCUCCCUCACAAUCUCUCGUCUCCAUCUGUUGGAGCACUUGUGCCAAGGCUUGUUGCAUAAGCAGGGAUUCAUCUCUUGUCUUUGAGUGACACUAAAAACACUCAAAGAAGGGCUCACAGCCCAACGUUUUUGAUUUUACUGCUUUUCUUGCAGAAAAAGCAAUGAAUUUCUCUCCUUAGUUCUUUUAACUACCAGCCAAUAACCAUGAUUCACCUGUGUGUAAAUAGUAGUCCCACCUAAAAUUAAAGUUUCCCCUGUUUCCACCUUGGCUGACACCUUAAUAAAGCUGUUCCAGCCUCAUCCUAUUCUAGUAUGAGUUAUGACGACUCUAAAUCAAUGCCCAGCAGCAGCACUCGGGGGCGAGUGGCAAGGGCCGAGGAGAAAGACAAUGACCAGGAAGCCGAGUCAGAAGGGUUAAACUCUCUGAAAACCAGCAGCGGUCAGCCCAGUGCCAAUGUUACCACCCAGGACCAGGAGAGUGGAAAUGGAGGCGACUCCAUGGGCGGCUCAUCUCCCAGUGUGGGGUCAGGGUCCAGGGGCCGAAGGGGGCCCAACUCCGAUGACAUGGACGGGCUCUCCAGCGGGAACGACUCUGGGGAGAGGGAAAGUGAAGGCGGGAUGGAGAGAGACAACGGGUCACAUGGGCGCCAGUCCGUGCGCAGCUCCCACAGCUCGUCAAAUGGCAAGGACUCUGGCAUGAUGCUGGAAAACACAGAGAGCAACAAGAGCUCCAACUCCCAGAGUCUCUCACCUCCCAGCAGCUCCCUGGCCUACAGCCUGCUGUCGACCAGCUCGGAGCACGACCCCCCGUCCACCUCUGGCUGCAGCAGCAACCAGUCGGCGAGGGUCCAGACCCAGAAAGAUCUGAUGAAGGCCAUCAAGGAGCUGAAGCUCCGCCUGCCAACUGAGCGCAAUGCCAAAGGCCACACCAGCACUCUGAACGCACUCAAAUACGCCCUUCAGUGUGUCAAACAAGUCCGAGCCAACAAGGAGUACUAUCAUCAGUGGAGCGUAGAGGAGUGUCAUGGCUGCAGCCUGGACCUGUCUGCCUUCACAAUUGAGGAGCUUGACAACAUCACUUCAGAAUACACUCUCAAAAACACUGACACUUUCUCCAUGGGCGUGUCAUUCUUGUCAGGAAAGAUUGUGUACGUAUCACCCCAAGGCUCGUCCCUGCUCCGCUGUAAGCCAGAUCGUCUCCAAGGAACCAUGUUUUCCGAGCUUCUGGCCCCGCAGGACGUCAGCACUUUCUAUAGCGGCACGGCACCCUGCCGCCUGCCAAACUGGGCCUCGUGCAUCGGGUCUGCUUCCCCUCCAGUCGACUGCACUCAGGAGAAAUCCAUGUUCUGCCGAAUCAGUGCCGACCAGGCGCAGGCUGGCGAGAUGCGCUACUACCCCUUUCGCCUCACGCCCUACCAGCUCACCAUCAGAGACUCGGACGAUUCUGAGCCACAGCCCUGCUGCUUGCUCAUCGCAGAGAGGGUCCACUCUGGAUACGAAGCUCCUCGUAUCCCUGCAGACAAGAGGAUCUUCACCACCAGUCACACCCCCAGCUGCCUCUUCCAGGAAGUUGAUGAGAGGGCUGUACCAUUGUUGGGCUACCUGCCUCAGGACUUGGUGGGAACCCCUACCCUCCUCAUCAUCCACCCUGAAGACAGGCCCAUAAUGGUGGCUAUACAUGAGAAGAUCUUUCAGUUUGCUGGGCAGCCGUUUGACUACGCACCCUUGAGGAUGUGCGCCCGCAACGGGGAAUAUCUGACCAUCGACACCAGCUGGUCUUCUUUUGUCAAUCCCUGGAGCCGGAAGGUGGCCUUCAUCGUAGGGCGCCACAAAGUCAGAACGAGCCCUCUGAACGAAGACGUGUUCACGACGCCGCAUGGCUGCGAGACUCGGGCCACCACGCCCGACGUCGUCCAGCUGAGCGAGCAGAUCCACCGGCUCCUGGUGCAGCCGGUGCACAGCGGCAGCUCCCAGGGCUACAGCUCACUCGGGUCCAGUGGCUCCCGAGGCUCCCGGCGUUCACACCAACAGCGCCUCAGUGCCUCAGGCGCAUCUUCCAGCGACAGCAACGGUCCCGCCAUGGGCAAAGUCGCUGUCGCAGUCGCUUCACACAAACCUAUGACUUUCCAGCAGAUCUGUAAAGAUGUCCACAUGGUCAAGACUAAUGGACAGCAGGUUUUUAUCGAGUCCCGUAACCGUCCGAUGCCCAGAAAAAACACAAGCACAGGCACAACAAGCAUCAGAGCAAUCAGCAGUGACCCAAUCAGAAGUUUGAUAGCUGACAUGGCGAAACCACCCAAAGCUUUGGUCCCUGCUCCGAUUAUACCAAAGGAGUCCCCUGCUGGCUACUCCUACCAGCAGAUCAACUGUCUGGACAGCAUCAUAAGGUACUUGGACAGCUGUAACAUUCCCAACACUGUUAAAAGGAAGCGUGGCUCCUACACCACCUCCUCCACGUCCGAUGAGGACAAACAGGAGGCCAGCAACAACACAGGUGGUUCAGUUAACCUUGUAAGUGAACCACCUCCUCUGCCUCCCCUGACCAUGGCCACAAAGGCAGAGAGUGUAGCCUCAGUCACGUCGCAGUGUAGCUUCAGCAGCACCAUCGUGCAUGUGGGAGACAAGAAGCCUCCUGAGUCAGACAUCAUCAUGGAGGAGGCUCCUACUGCUCCUACAACCACACCAACUCCUGCCACAGCAGCACCUCCCGCUAACACGGCAAUCGCCUUCCCUCCUCUACCUUCCCCUCCUCCUCAAACCGCUCAGCCGGAGAGGGACAGCCGGAGAAGUGGAAGUGUGGGAGGUGGAGGUGGCCGCAUGGGUCUCACAAAGGAGGUGCUGUCCGCCCACACCCAGCAGGAGGAGCAGGCAUUCCUUGACCGCUUUAAGGACCUCAGCAAGCUGCGUGUUUUCGAUCAGGCGGCGUCUUCGACCCUGCGCUGUCAGACCCCAGCUGCCAACCCCCUGUCACGAGGAGCGCGUUGUUCUCGGGAUUACCCCGCCGCGGGAAGCAGCACCAGUCACAGACGUGGUCGUGGCGGUAAGAGACUCAAGCACCAGGAGUCAUCUGACCAGCACAGCUCUCUGGGGCUGAGCGGGAGCCGGCUCGACCCCAGGACCAGCGCAGCCCCCAUGCCCCUGAACAUCCCCAUCGCCCCGACAAACUCGUCCUCUUGGCCGUCUGUAGGCUCUCAGGCCAGCAUUCCCGCCGCCCCAUUCGCUCCUGGAAUGCUUCCAAUCUACCCAGUUUACCCACCGAUCGCCCAGCCCAUAUCUGUCCAAGAUCCAUCGCGUUUCCCCCCUACGCAGCUGGUACCUCCCAUGAUGGCCCUCGUUCUUCCCAACUACAUGUUCCCCCAGAUGGGAGCGGCCAUCUCUCAGCCAGGCCCCGUCCCAGUCCCAGUCCCAGUCCCCGGACACUUCUUCAAUCCCAACUUCCCAUACCCCGCCGCAGCCCAAGGAGCCAUCCCCACUGUUAUUUCAAACCCCUUACCGAUUCCGACCACCUGCGCACCGUCUCGCAGCAGCACCCCGCAGUCCUACACCCAGACACAGUCCUACACCCAGACACAGUCCUACACCCAGACGCCUGCUGACCGUGAGGGAGCAGAGUCCCCCCUCUUCCAGUCCAGAUGCUCCUCACCUCUUAACCUUCUGCAGCUGGAGGAAUCACCAAUCAACCGCUUAGAGGUCGCCACAGCCCUGGUAGCAACACAGCAAGCCACGCCUUCUGUGCAGGGCAAUGCAGCCGGCGGACAAAGCUCAGCCAAUCAGAGGAGCUCUGAUGAUACCUCCAAGGAGAACGAGAACGGUGAAGCUAAUGAGUCCAACAACGAUGCCAUGUCCACCUCCAGCGACCUGCUGGAUAUGUUGCUACAGGAAGACGCCCGCUCAGGCACCGGCUCAGCCGCCUCCGGUUCAGGGUCGUCAGGGACGAGGUCCUCUGGUUCAGGCUCCGGCUCAAACGGCUGCAGCUCCUUUGGCACCAGCGGCAUGAGCAGCAGCCAGGGCAGCCACACCAGCAAGUACUUUGGUAGUAUCGACUCAUCGGAGAACGAUCAUCUCCGCAAACAGCCAGCAGGGGGCAGCAGUAGUGCUGGAGGAGAUGGUGGUGAGGAGCAGUUCAUCAAGUGUGUCCUGCAGGACCCCAUCUGGCUUCUGAUGGCCAACACGGACGAAAAGGUCAUGAUGACCUAUCAGCUGCCCGUCAGAGACAUGGAGACUGUGCUGCGAGAAGACCGCGAGGCCUUGAGGAGCAUGCAGAAACACCAGCCACGCUUCAGCGAGGACCAGAAGAGGGAGCUGAGCCAGGUUCACCCCUGGAUCCGCACAGGUCGCCUGCCCCGAGCCAUCAACAUCUCUGGCUGUACUGGCUGCAAGUCUCCGCCCUCCGUGCCUCCCGCUGCUCCGUUCGAUGUGGAGAUCCACGAGAUGGAGCUGUGCAGUGUGCUGAAAGCUCCAGAGGAGAGCGCCAGAGAGCGCAAGACAAAUCUGACAGAGACGGCCAUGGAUGAAGCUCACCCAGAGGAGGAAGAAGAUGAAGAAGAGAAGGACAUGACAGCGGAGGAGCAGCAAGUGACCUCAGAGGAUGUGAAAGAAAAGUCUGACAUGACUCAUUGAGCAGAUGGCCAAAGAUUAAGAACACUAUCACGACGUUUCUUUGCUGAUGAGCAGAAAACGUGCACCUUCCAGCACUUCCUGUGCCCAAAACAUUUUACACAUAGUGUAUAAAUUGGUAAAACGGGAUUUGCUGGGACCAAAAAGGUGCAUAUUGAUCGAGACAACUUCCAUAUGUUGUUUGACAGGUCAGGCAGGACACUUGGCCCGGCUCAUUCAUCACGAAGUCUGACUUCGAUGACAGCACACCAGGCAUGUUGUAUGACUGCAUACUAAGGAGCACUUAACUUUCCUUUUUCUUGUAGUUCUUGGCAUAUUUAUUGAAGUUGUAAGAUAAUCAGAGAGGACUAAGGUGAAUGUGUUCGAUAAAGGCGCCUUGAAGUAAAGAUGGAUGUGUACUUCACCACAGUGUCCUCCAUCACGUUUUCCCUCCUGUUUAGGGUUCAGCUCACGAAAGGAAGGAAAAGAAGGGAGUUCAUCUGUGACUCCUCUUCUUGUUGAAUGUUUCCCAGGAUGUCUGGGAUCCUGCUCCCAGUCACAUCCUGUUUUCUCUCUCAUGUAAAAAUGUUUGCCCCAUUUAAAGAAGAAGCAACUGUCACCUUAUAGACGAAAUGUACAGUGGAUACCAGGUUAUUUUGUAAACAAUGUGUAUAUUUUUAUACUUUCAUCCUGCUCAAAUAGAGAGAGGAUAUAUGCCCAAAAGAGUGUCUACAGUAAAACUGUAGAAAUAGUGUCCGCAAUGAAAGAAAACAUAUAAAACAAGUAGCUCUUUAAAAACGGAGAUGUUGUAUCUCUGGACACGGCAAUCUAAUUGCUUUACUAGAGAGAUGUACAGUAAAUCGUGGGGCAGCGUGGCAAUCGCCGGGAGAAUGAUGUGGACUCAAAGGGAUUCUUCCUUGGCGGGGCAUUAGUUUGUGCUCUGAUGUUGUCUCCCCACAGGGUGAAAUGACCAAUGAUUCUCUCACAAAAAUCACAGACGGUAUUUCCCAAACUGCCAGCACCCUAAGGAGUGCUUGUGUUGCCAGAUCUUGCUCACAUUGGUGGGUGGCUUUGGAAAGAGGAGGAAGUAACUCUCUAAAAAUGUUUGAAGAAUGUUUUGUUUACUAUCUUUCUUCCUCUCUGUCCCUCUCUCUCUCUCUCUUCCUCUCUGUGGCACUGUUCUGGUCAUGUGAUAUCCUUUGCUUUAGAGCAUCAGUGGUGUCUGCAACAGUUUCUAAAUAUUUUUGUGAAAAUUCUUUGUACAAAAAAAAAAAUCACAAAUAA
Molecule: messenger RNA, 6152 nt
Organism: Anoplopoma fimbria (sablefish)
Lineage: Eukaryota; Metazoa; Chordata; Actinopteri; Perciformes; Anoplopomatidae
Gene: per1b
Product: period circadian clock 1b
Biological process (GO): entrainment of circadian clock by photoperiod; circadian regulation of gene expression; negative regulation of transcription by RNA polymerase II
Cellular component (GO): nucleus; cytoplasm
Molecular function (GO): transcription cis-regulatory region binding; transcription corepressor binding
Source: RefSeq, a predicted model, not a curated record